Molecule: messenger RNA, 237 nt
Organism: Oikopleura dioica
Lineage: Eukaryota; Metazoa; Chordata; Appendicularia; Copelata; Oikopleuridae
Source: the annotation of a GenBank genome assembly
AUGUCAGGUGUAAGCUUUGAAGGAUCAAGCGGGGUUCAAGUUGGUUAUUCUUCUUUAUUCUUUAUUUUGCUUUCCGAGCUCGCCGUAAUUCUCGUUCAAGUUCUUUAUUUGCUCAAACCAGGGCACGAGAAAUCGGGAAAGACGGAAGUAGCUGGAUGGACAAAAGAACUGGCGAUCAAGUUGAGGAAGAAUCCGAGCCAGAAAUCGGCAAAUAAAAAUCUUCUCAAUCAGAACUGA